AUGCCGGGCGAUCCGAGCCCAAAAGGUAAGAAUUUCUCAUUGAUAAAGCAGAAUAGUUAUAAAUUCUUCUAAAUGAAUGGUAUUUAUUCAGUAACAAAAGCGGAAAUGUUGGUUCAAACGCAAAAAGGGCGCCCUUUUUAUUCUUUAUGAUCAGUGAAUUAUAACGUAGUCAAUAUGGCGCUCAAUAAUAAAUUUUAACUUUUAGCGUUUGUUCAAAGAUCCCCAACUUUGUGCGAUUACUCCUCCUUAUCCAGACCCUGAUUUUCAGCUGUACUGAAGUUUUAGUCUCUUGCGAACUAAAACAUGUCCUUGUUUCUGUUUGAAAGUCAUUUACAUUUUGUUCUUAGAGAAAAAUCAACGCUCUGGAAAUCGAAUACUCGACAGAAAGAAUUCUGAGAAGAUUGUGAUAAACUGAAACAAGCUAAUAAAUAAGUGAAUUCCAUCGUGUAUGUCCCUUUAGCCAACCGACGCGUUGACGCAAUUUCUUUAACCCAGAAAAUUCUAAUUGUAAAAAAAAUAAUUCCCGUAGGAUUAUACCUAGAAGAUUCUAAGGCAACAAAGAAAAUAUUUACUAAUCUGAAUGUUUCUCACACCUUACCCACGCGAAGACUUUCUUUAACAUAUAAAGCUCAUAUGAUCACAUAUGAACAUGGUUCUGUCUACAAUUUCAGGUUCUUCUGGCACCAUAAUAGCAUAUAAUGGCGAUUCUGCUCGCGGAUGGAAUGAUCCACCGACCUUCGCUUUUUCUAAUAAUUCGACCGGAAACAAACCCAAGUUAGACUUGAGAAAGCGAGUUUCUCAUCAACAAGCCUUGCACGGCGUUCAAGCGGCUUCCCCGGGUUUACAAACGUCUGCUGUUGGUAAUAAAGACGAUCUUGUCAAUGGUGAGUAACAUAAAGACAUGUACCUUCAAUGUAGAGAGAGUUUGUGUGCUAAAGCAGGCAAAUGAAACGGUACUACUUAAAUAGUAAUAUUUUAUUAUAUAAGUGUGUGCGUUUUUAGUUGCACUCUUGUCUUCACAAUAACGAUUCGCUUGUAAAAUCCAAAUUUUGAGUUUGAAUAAAUUUAAUGGUAUUGUAAGUUGUGAAGACAACACAAGACCAUGGUAUUUACUUCUACCAGUGUUGAAUGUCAUGUUCUCGGUAGACAUUGGUCAAGUUCUUGUUUACAACAUGGGGUAUCAAAGCCACUUGAUUUUUCAGCCAAGCAUGCAGCAGUGUAACAUUGCCACAAUGAAGAAAGAAUUAUCCCACAGAAUUUAUGAUUAUUCACAUGAUAAUGACUAUUUUUCUAGUAUCUGCUUACAAGAACUCAAAUUUCCUACAGUAUACAUUAUUUAUCACCAAUAUGCUGACUCACUGUAAGUCAACAUUGUUCCCAGAGUCUUUUCUCUUCCUCUCACCUAAAGUGGGAUUAGGGAGCUUUAUCAUUGACAGCAGCAAAAACAUUACUUUUAAAAUGAAUUAGCAUUUUUUGGGGAGCAAGGGUGACGCAGUGGUGAGCAUACUUGCCUCCCACCAAUGUGACCGGGGUUCAAAUCCCGGCCUCAAUGCCAUAUGUGGCUUGAGUUUGUUAUUAGUUCUCUCCCUUGCUCCAAGAGGUUUCACUUCGGGUAUUCUGGUUUUUCCCUCUCCUCCAAAACCAACACUUCCAAAUUCUAAUUCAAUCUGGAACGCACGGACACGUUCAAAUGAGUUCAUAAGAACUCCUAAGUGCUUUGUGGGUAACAAAUUAUUAUUUUUUUCCAAACAUGUUGCGUUUAUUCCAAUUCGCUUCAAAUGUUUUAUUGUUGAGUGUUAAAAGUAGAAAGACUUUACUCAAAUUUAUAGAUUGAUCUUAUUGUCAGUAUCCAUCUGAUUGAUUUGCUCAUUUGUGAUUGUUUCAGGUGUUGCUGGACUACAACUGAAUGGUGCUAAACAACUUUAUACACCGCCACCAGUGACUGCUGCACCUCAUGUUAAUAACAUUUUUACCCCACCACCAGUGGUACCAGCGGCGUUCACAAGAAGCAUAUCCACACCUUCAUUCAACAGUGAAACUGUGACACAAGCAGGGCAAUCUCCUGCUUAUUUAGCACAACCUGAGAACUCCAGAACGCUGCAUACACAUGCUAAAUCAACGGACAAUAUAUCAGGAAGUCUUGGACAGCCAUUGUUUGAUCUUAAAGACCAUAGUUUUGAGCCAGUAAGAACUGCUCCCUUUCACAGCAUCCGUUCAAAUGCUGAAAUUGGAGAUCAUUUUGAUGAUCACCAUUCUGACAAUCACACGUGUAGCUCGCCACAGAUCUUUCAUCCAAUUACACCACCAGUAACGACUGCUCCUUCUGUGCCGAGUUACCAAGCAACUCAGCCAGCUGCUCUGCCAUUAGGACAUGUCACCCCUCCCCCACUCUUACCAUACCAGCCCCCGGUGGGUCAGGUAACACCACCUCUGUACCAUGUUCAUCGCCACAGCCCAGUUCCACCUACAGUUCCAUCCCAGGGGACUGGGGUACCACCUGUUCAUAGUACGACUCCGCCAUUACCUCCAGGAAAUCACAUUCCACCCACGGGAUCUCUGAGUGCUGGUAACACUCCAAGGAGUACUUCACCAUCUAGCCAAGAGAAAAACGGAAAUGCUGUUAGUGCAAUAGAUGAUUCACAAGGACUUAAAGUGACAAUGGAUGCUUUGCAGGAUGUAAUAAACAAGCUUCAUGACACAUUAGAGGUUGGUUCUUAAUAAGAGAGUGGCCAAAGUUUUUAUCAUUCAGUAAGAAAGCCUUGCAAAAAGACCCAUAAUUUGAGUAUAGUGGACCUUUCAUAUCAACACUGUUAAAGCCACUUCUACAGUGACCCUGUUGCCCUGCUGUCCAUGUCCUAAUCUUAGUUACUACACAAUCAUUCUCAACCAACCAAGUCAAAUGUGGCAAAGUGGGUUUAGAUGAUAAGGUGAUCGCAAGGAAUCAUCUCUGAUACAGUGCUGAAGGGAUGAUCCCGGGGAAUAAGGUGAUCGCAGUCACUAUAUGGCUCAUAGGAAGGGCUAUGAAGUUUGAUGUACAUGCGCUGAUUUCCAUAUAAAUUCAAAAUCAAGGUGAUAAUUACAAUCUGGACUAAAGUGUUGCCAAUGAUCAGUUUGAAAAUUAAUUUAAAUAUCUUUGUUGAGUACCUGUCAGUUAAAAACCGCCAUAUGGUUCAGUUUACAGAAAACCCUUCCUCCAUUUUUGGAUAAAUAGGAUAGGCUUUGUAAAGACAGAAAUACUUUAAAAUUUGAAAAGGGAAAGUGCUAGAGAAUAAAUAAGCUAAAAAGGGUGACAUUAUGAACAGCGAGUACUGAUAAAUAUUAUUCGCCCUCUGUUGUCGUGCAGAAAAGAGUUGCUGAUGACAUUUCAAGAAGACUUCAAAUAAUGGCACAGAAUUGGACAAAUGGGAAGCUUAGUCAAGGUGUUAAGAGCAGAAUGAUCAAACUAGCAAAAGGUAAAUAAUAUUAUUCAGUUUCUCCACACUUAUGUAGCUUUUUUACAUCCUGAUGAUUAGUGCAGUAUUAACAGAAUAAGUGACAUCUUGCUUUCGUUUCUUUAACAAAUCAGCCCUGGAUGAUGGCAAUGUUGAAGAAGCUCAUCAUAUUCAUGUUUCAUUGAUGGUGGACUUUGUUGCUGAGGUAUGCAUGAAUAAUCUCUUCUGUAGUCUUUGUAACUCAGAAAUACAGUAAUCUCUCUAAAACAAUUACAUGUACGGUUAGAACCAGUACUGGGUGACUAUUCCAAAUUUCUGUCUUAAACAAAGUCAAAGAAAAGGUUGGAAGAAAGGCAAAGAUUAUAAGAAUAACUUUUAUUCACCGAAUAACAUUACUAUUAUUCACAUUGUUGAGGCCCUUAUGUGGGUUAUUCCUGUUUCUGUUUUCUUGCAAAAUCACGUUAAAUAUUUUGGAUUAAUUCAGCCUUGCCGCUAAGUUGCAAAAGAGAUAAUAAAACUUUUUUUUCAGGUUUUUAAACUGUGUAUUCUAGUAAAAGCUGAUAUUUCAUUUUUUGUGAACCUAGGUCUCUACUGAUGGAAAUGCUCUUCAAACCUUUGCAAAAAUAAACUUGAAAAUAUUUUGUCACUGGUUUUGCUCCCUGUAUGGUAUUAGUUCAGUUCAGAAUGUCCAGAUGUUUUGGUCUCAAAAAUAUACUCUAUUGACAACAGUAUCCUUGUGGCUACUAUCUAGAUGAAGUUUUCAGCCUUAGAAAUUUGCCAAUUUUUGUACUCAUGGCAUUGUUCUUUCCGUUUAGGUCAACCAGUGGAUGGUGGCUGUGAAGAAACUGAUCAAUCUAGUUCGUUCUUCAAAUGCAUUUUCAACUCACUCCUGACGAAACAAAAAUUAUGACUAUGUAGGAGUUAAUCCAAAGAAUAGGAUUUUAAGAUUGAUGGGGAUGAAAAUGAAAGACUCAAAUCAGGAUAUACAUGUAUGGAACAGUGUCUAAAUAAACAGAUCUAUGAAGGCUGAUGAAACAUACAUGGGUGAACUACGGACAGCAUAUUGAUAUUCUACCAAGAGACAUUGAUGUACACACAGUAGUAGAACUAAUUAUUCGUCAGUUUUUGAUCAAGACGGUGAUUUUCUGGGGUAAUUAUAUGCUACUUAUUAACUGAGAGUGAGGUCAUUACUGGAUUGCGAUGUCACAUCAAGGCCGAGGUCUGAGAUUUCCCUGUAAUGACCGAACAGACAAGAUUAAUAAGUAAUUUAUUAUAUGGCCUUUUCUUUAUGCAUCUGAACCUGUGAGCAAUUAAAACCAAUAACUGGUCAGCGGAUAACUUUAAAAAAACACGUCACCUCAAUGAGUUGUGCACUUGAGCUGGCAAUACAGUCAUGUGACACUGGUCAGCAGAUACCUUUUUGACAGCUGUCAAUUAACCAUAACAUGGAUGUCCAUAAGGAUGUCCAGGUCUAUCAAGUUAAGCACAGAUUGUAUAUGCCUUGGACACCUAGCUGGUAAUGCCCGGUCACUACAAGAAAAUAAUGCCUGCUUAGCAGCCAGUCAGAGAGCACGUACUAUUGUAGCCAUAUAAUAAAAAUUAUUAAUAUUUUAAUUUUAAAAUUAUUAAUAGUUUAGUAUGAUUAUAAAUUUAUCCUGCUUAUAGCACAGUAAUGGUGACAAUUCUCUUGUAAUGGAAGUGUAAAAAUGUUCAAAAGAAUUAACGAUUUUACCCUAAUACUCUCAAAUCUAGAAUAAUGAUUAAAGCCAUCAGAAUUUCAUUUUGCAAAUUAGAAUGCUGGACAAUUUAUGACAAAUGCCAGGACGACUCCAGCGUUUGAAAGUUAGAUUUCCUUAAGGUGUUUCCAUUGCUGAUCAUCAGAGUAAACAGUGGUAAAAAAUAUUGUUGUCAAGUUUUGUAGUCAGAUUUUAUUUUGGAUAGAGGAUGAUGAACAUAAUUUAUUUUCUAUUCAUUGAAAUUAUUGAUAGUAGUUUUAGUUAAAAUGUGCCAUAUUCCAGAAAUUACACAAAGGUAGCUCUGGAACAGCAUUUUUUUCAUUUAGUUUAAUUUGCUGCAAGCUUCCAGUGGUUUGUGGAAGGUAUCAGUUCCUUUGUGAGGUUUUAGGAAACAGACAAGAAACAAGACUGAUUCAGAACUGACUCUUUACCUGAGAAAUAUUUUACACAAAUGAACAAUAUCAAAAUAUUCUUGAAUUUUAUUUUCGUUUAGCAUGAGCAAUGACCUUUGCUUCAUCUUUAUUUUCCUCGUAGCUCAGUUGCAACUUAAUAGUAUUUUGUGAAUAUUUAUAUUGCUACAACCAGCAUAAAUAAUUAUCAUGAACAGCACAAACUCUACUCUUGACACACAUGUAAAAACUGAGGCAGUUAUCUUGAGGGUGGGUGUGAGGUGAGUGUAGAAACUACAAAAACCUGUUGCGAUUCAUUCAACCUGAGGGUGUAAACUUAUCUUUAAUUGAUUUACAUGCAUUGGAUUUGAAUGUUACUCUAUAGUUUCGACACAAACUCUCAUAAUGACACUUGUUUGGCAUCUCUCUGGACGCAUUGUGAUAGUCAAGAAACCAAGAUUAAUGCUAAACAUUAACACUGAGAUGGAGCGAAUGUAUAUAGGAAAAGUGAGUGUGGUGAUAAAUGUCACAAUUAGAGGAG
Messenger RNA from Porites lobata, 6097 nucleotides. The record is from the annotation of a GenBank genome assembly. Lineage: Eukaryota; Metazoa; Cnidaria; Anthozoa; Scleractinia; Poritidae.